This is a messenger RNA of Mercenaria mercenaria, 713 nucleotides long. Its product is annotated as agrin-like. Gene Ontology annotation, molecular function: protein binding. The transcript has 5 exons. The coding region runs from base 92 to 619 and encodes 175 amino acids. Lineage: Eukaryota; Metazoa; Mollusca; Bivalvia; Venerida; Veneridae. The record is from RefSeq and is a predicted model, not a curated record.
CUCGGCUGAAAAUUGGAACAAAGAUUAGAUAAAGAGGUUUACAAUUGAAAUACAACAGUUUUAAAGCAGAAGAAGUUGGAUUCGCAUAAAAAUGAUUAAAUUGAUAUUAUUUACAGUUGGGAUAUGCAUCGUUGGAGCAAUUACCGACCCCACUCAACUGUGUAAUGAGCUGAUGGCACUGGAUUGCAAGGUGACAUAUAUUAAGGGAGAGAAAGACGAAACUGUGUGUGGAACAAACGGACAAACAUACAAUAAUUUCUGUUACUACGGGCAGGCGAGAUGUAGAGAUAAAACGAUAAGAGUAGCGUUUCAGGGGCCCUGUUCUGCUCCUCUUGCCUCAAUAUUGUCGCCUGUAUCGGCUUCCUCUGCUUCCUCUGCAGCAACUGAUGGUCCUGUUGUUACUGGUACCACCCUUCCACCAACUACGGAUCCAAUCCAUGACGCUUUCUGUGGUAACAAGAACGACAUUGUUUGUGGCACGGACCUGGCACCUAUCUGCGGAUCUGACAAACAAAUAUACCUGAACAAGUGCAGAUUAUUAAAGGUAUAUUGUGACGAUAAAUCUUUGACCUCACAACCCAUUGAGUUUUGUACUGGCAUAGCUGUUGGUAGAAAAUAGAAAAGAAUUAAUUUUGCAAUAUUCUGUAUUUAGUUUACCAGUUAGUAUUUUAUCAGUUAAUUCUUUUGAAAUAAAGCCACUACCUAUAACAUCA